Cyclopterus lumpus (lumpfish) is the source of this 2412-nucleotide messenger RNA. RefSeq names its product EMILIN-3 (gene emilin3b). Bases 1 to 2412 code for a protein of 803 amino acids. Lineage: Eukaryota; Metazoa; Chordata; Actinopteri; Perciformes; Cyclopteridae. Gene Ontology annotation, molecular function: protein binding. Gene Ontology annotation, cellular component: extracellular matrix. The transcript has 6 exons. The record is from RefSeq and is a predicted model, not a curated record.
AUGAGGCCCGCGUCGUGUCCUGCGGCCGCGCGGCUCCUGUUGUUGGGCGCGCUGCUGUCCGUGGGGGCCGCCAAGGGGACCUUCUACGGGGGCCACGUCAACCCGUUCUACGGGAACAGAUACAACCUGUUCAAGGCCGGACUCAACCCCCCCCACGCCCCCAACAAGCCCAUGACCCGCCACAAAAACCACUGCGCCUACGUGGUCCAGAGGAACAUCACAUGCACCAUGCAGGACGGGGUGGCCACCUUCGUGAAGGCCGAGUACACCACCAAGUGCGUCUGGGGCCAGAAGUGUCCGGUUGUCAUGUACCGGACCUUCUACAAGCCGAAGUACAAGGUGGGGCUCAAGCAGGUGACGGAGCUGGAGUGGAGGUGCUGUCCCGGUUACUCCGGAGAGAACUGCUACGACGGACCCACCUCGCUGCCGGACGCCAUGGCGCCCCCUUUCAGGGGCCCCGGUGGCGGAGUGGUGCCCCCCCACCGCCCGGGCGUCAAGGGCUUCCCCCACGGCCCUCGACCCCCUGUGGACCAGCGGCCCGGCGGUGGCCAGCUGGAGCCCGGCAGACCCUUCCCCGGCUCGCCCAACUACGGAAACAAGUUCGGGGUCUCGGGCGUGACCGGCGAGCGCUUGGACCGCAUGGAGGAGGACCUGCGCCGCCUCACCCACGGCCUGGACACCCUCAACGGGGCGGUGGCCGGCCUAGAGGAGCGGCUGCGGGCGACCCUGCGGGAGGACGCCGGCAAGUUCCUGGCGUCCCUGCUGCCCAACCCGGCCCGCGUGUCCGACUCCGCCGUGGGGUUCGGGGUGAUCCCGGACGGGACUCCCGACGGACUGGAGGGAGGGGAGAGCUUCGCCGGGUUCGGAGACUUGGUGGGACGGGUGACGGAGGUGAAGGACGAGCUGCGAGCCAAAGCUCACAUCUUAGAGGAGAUUCAGGGGAUGGUCCUGGGCCACGAUGGCCAGCUGAAGCGGCUGCUGGACGGGGCCCGGGGCCGGCCCCUCCCUCAGCCCGGCUCCCCGCCGCACCUGGAGGAGGUCCUGGACGCCAGGCUGGCCGGCGUGAGGGCCGAGAUCCUGGACGGCUUCGAGCGCCGCCUGACGGGCCUGGAGAGCCACUGCGACGAGAAGAUGGGGGCGGUGCAGAGCCAGUGCCGCCGCGAGCACCUGGACGGCCGCGAGCAGAUGCAGCAGUCUCUGGACGGGCGGGAGACCGGGAUCCGGGAGGAGCUGGGCUCGCUGCAGGCUCAGAUCCAGGGUCUGACGCUCACGGAGAGCUGCUGUGGACAGGUGAACAGCCUGUCCCAGCGAGUGCUGCGCCUGGAGGAGUCCGUCAAAGGUCUGACCGAAUCCCAGCGGCAGCUCCAAGGCGCCCUCGGCGACCAGAGCAUCCACGUGGAGACGCUGAUCGAGACCCGCCUGGUGGACAUCGAGGGCCGCCUCAACGCCACGGAGGGCGGAGUCGACGGAGCGGCGGGGCUCCCCGGCGGCCUGGACGGCUUCAAGACCCUGCUGGAGGACAAGCUGAAGACCCUGGAGGAGAGAGUGUUGGUGGCGGUGGAGGAGCUGAGCAACGCCACCGCUCCGGCGCUCCUGGAGGGUCAGGUGGUGCCGGCGCUGGAGACGGAGCUGGAGUCCGUGAGGAGGAGGGUGGAGGGGGACCUGGACGGCAUUCAGAAACAGCUGACGGAUCUGGAGCUCCUCUGCACCUCGUCUUGCUCGGCGUCCGCCCCGCCGGCGGGGGGCGUCGGCGUCCCCGGAGCGGAGGAGGAGGAGUGCGAGGCGACGGGGAGGAAGGUGACGGACCGCCUGGACUCCCAUUCCAACCAGCUGGACCGCCUCAACAGCACCCUGCAGAACAUGCUCUUCCACAUCGCCCGGGAGGACUCGGAGGGCAUCGUGCAGGGCGAGAUCACCCUGCUGAAGGUCAACAUCAACUCGGUGAAUCGCACCCUGAAGGGCCUGAAGGACUCCAUCCGAUUCAUGGCGAGCGAGGUCGGCCACGCCAACGCCUCCUGGGAGCAGAGGGAGCACCAGAUCAUCAACCAGGUGCAAGGGAUCACCAGACUGGUGGGCCACCAGGCCUCCCUGCUGGGGGCCGGGGAGCGACGGCUGGCCCAGCUGAAGGGGGAGCUGGUGGCCCUGAAGAGGCGGCUGGCCGGGGAGCUGCGGGGCUGCCGGAGCACCGCCAUGGAGGUGCAGAGGGAGGUGAAGGACGUCGACAGCCGGGUGAGCAGCGUGGAGGGCCAGUGCGGCAGCCUGGGGGAGCUGGCGGAGCACCUGGAGCGCAUCAGGGCGGAGCUGGAGAGGCACUCGGACUCCUACCUGGCCGAGGUGAACGGCACGCGGGCGGCGCACUCGGAGGCGCUGAAGGGGGACGUCAUGGACAAGAACAAGACCAGUAGCAUCUGA